Messenger RNA from Metarhizium acridum CQMa 102, 2091 nucleotides. RefSeq lists its product as uncharacterized. The record is from RefSeq and is a predicted model, not a curated record. NCBI's taxonomy places the organism in Eukaryota, Fungi, Ascomycota, Sordariomycetes, Hypocreales, Clavicipitaceae.
AUGCUGGUUGAAGACCCUGAAGAGAGGUCAUCGGCAGAUUAUUACCAUGACGAGGCGAGAACUCUCUUAAAACGCAUUAGUGAUACUCGACAUCAAGAGUCAGACGACGAAAACAAGAGUGUAACUACUCCAAAACCUUCGAUGCACGACGCCCCAUGCACUGUUCGUCCGGAUAUCCAGCUUGUCUCUUCAAAAAGCUUGGAGGCUACAUUUGGAAGGACAGUACAAGUCAUGUACGAGGAUUCAGGUCAGCUUACAGAUUGCCACUGUGUUGUGAACGAAGGGGAGUGGUCAGAAGUCCUAAGCACUCAGCCGAGCCAGAUUUCUGCCACUUCUGUCGCCAUGCCGCAGGCGAGCAUGGUGGAUGGAUUGCCAUGGCGUCAUGAAAGCCUUGGUGAAACCAGCCCGAGAAGCAGCAACGAGGCCGAAGCCAUAGGAGCGGACGUCGGAGAAGCUCAGAUGAAGGGACCGUCCCAAAAGCGAGGGUGCCAAGAAACUGCUCAGAAUCUUGUGAAGACAUGCUCCGCGUUUCCAUCAUUUGCCGCACUUGAACCUUUGCUCUCUCAAGCAUUCGCGUUUUUCACGACCGUGAACUGCGAGGGCCCUCUUUUUUUUCCGUUCGCGCCGGUAGUAUACGCCCUACUUCAGAUGCCGGUCGCCAAAGACCUCCACGCUACUGUGACUGCCACUGACGUCCUAGCUUUUGAUGAAAGCCAGCUCGUUCAGUACUUGGAGAGAAACGCUGUAAAUGGUGGUGGGUUCGACAUCUCAGGUCUUCUGGGCGUGGAGAAUCUUUCCAAGGAUCAGCGAAAUGAGUUAGCAGAGAAACUCAGAAGUGCGGCUCCUACGCUGGAUAAUUCGACUCUCGAGAUUGAAGAUCUUCUCACGCGCCUGACAAGGGUAGCCGAUGAGCGAAACGACUCUUCAGAACAUGAUCUCUCGCGCUCGCCCGCCGCGUCAUUUCAGUCGACCGCAAGCACACCACCCAUUAGUUUCAUGUCCCUUGAAAUUUCUUGCCAUCAAGAGCUCGUUAACGACGGCGGCCGGCCUGUUUGCUCCAUCGAAGAUCUGACAUAUAUCCUUGCAAAGCCUAGGGCCAGGUAUAAAGCGAUUAUGCCGUGGCUCAGUGACGACCCAGACUCUGAGGUUUGGGAUGGGGAGAUAAAGACCGUCUUUUCGAGGCAAUUUACGCGGUGGUGGGACUUUCGUAAAUCACAAUGGGAUAACAGAAGGAUUGAUAUUGAAGCGGGAUUCUCUUCCUUCUUGGAGGCAAACAAGCGCAAAUAUGAGGGGAUGGGUGCUACAAGGAUGGUCUCCGACCCUUCAUUCGAGGAAACAGUCAGGCGAUUAUGGCAACACAAGCCAGUGUCCCGGCAACUACCUGAAUCUAACUCAUUUACAUCAUACAAAGAGGCAGUCAGAAGGCGUCUUGCACCGUACCAAUUCGCCCGCGCUUUGCAGUUAAAGGAGGACCCUCGCCAACAGACCCAGUGGACCAAUUGGCUAGAGUACCUUAACUACGAAAAAUGGUGUUUGGAAAUGCUGACUGCGCUUGCGGAACCUCUGGAGGAUCGAUACCGUGAAGCCUGGAGAAGGAUGCUCACUGCACCACGGGGUUCGUCGAGAGAAGCAAAAGGGUGUAGUUCAUCAGCAUCAAGGUUCAUGCAAAAAGCAGGACGACGACCGGCGGACAUUGUCAAUAUGGCCAAGGAGUUGGAAGCAACCCACGCUAGCUUGGUUGCAACUAACAAAACACUUGACGACUUUAUUCGAGAGACAGAACCGUAUCUGCAUGCUCAGACAGCAGUGUACUACCAGAGACAUCGAGUGGAGUGGAUUAUUAAGGAGGCGAGUUUAAUCGAGCUGGAGAUGUCCCAGCAAAAUAAGAUGGUGAAAACUAAAGCAUGCGCCAACACAAGAGAGAACAAGAAGAGGCAACGCGAUGAUGAUAAGAUACCCCCGACACGAUCAAAGAGAGUCAAGCGAGGCGAUGGUAGGGAACAUGUUGUUUCAGAGGCAACGCUAGGCGAGCCUGGGCUUCGCCGGAGUCAGCGUUUAGCCCAAGGCAAAUCGCUGCAAAGCCGAGUUUAG